GUCUCUGCUUUACUGAGUCUUUCUUCCCUUUUCUUCUUCUCCAGAUGUUGACGAUAUGAUGCAUCAUUGGGAGAAAGCAUGAGUUCCGGUAGCAGUGGUCUCCGUCGUUUGUGGUGGAGAUUUACUGCUCUCCUUCUUCUUCUGGUUCGGUCUCUUGGGCUCAGUACUGACGGAAUUCUUUUACUUUCCUUCAAGUACUCUGUUCUCAGUGAUCCUCUGUCAGUGUUAGCUAGCUGGAACUACGACGACGUUACUCCCUGCUCAUGGAACGGAGUUAUGUGCACAGGAAUCGGGACUGCCGGCGCCGGCGAUCUGCUUCGCGUCAUCAGCUUGGCUCUCCCAAACAGUCAGCUUCUGGGUUCGGUUCCGACUGAACUGGGCAUGAUAGAACACCUUCGUCAUCUCGAUCUCUCCAAUAAUUCACUUAAUGGGACACUACCUGCCUCUCUGUUCAAUGCUUCUGAGCUUCAAUCACUUGCCCUCUCCAACAAUGUUAUUUCCGGUUCGUUGCCGGAGUCCGUUGCUGGACUUAAGAGCCUUGAAUUUCUCAACUUAUCCGGCAAUGCCUUGGCGGGGAAGAUCCCUGACAAUCUCCAUACUCUUGCAAAUCUCACCGUUCUCUCCCUUAGCAGCAAUUACUUCUCUGGCAGUGUGCCCAGUGGGUUUCAAGCCCUAGAAGUUCUCGAUCUGUCGUCCAACCUUGUCAACGGAUCAUUGCCUCAAAAUUUCGGUGGAGAUAAGGUAUGGUACUUCAAUCUCUCCUACAAUAGACUCUCCGGAGCGAUACCGCCGGACUUUGCCAAGGGAAUCCCAGCCAAUGCUACUCUUGACCUCUCUUUCAAUAACCUAACCGGAGAAAUCCCGGAAUCCGGAGUUUUUCUUGAUCAGAAGUCGGAGUCUUUCGCUGGGAACCCUGAUCUGUGUGGGAAACCGCUUAAGAAACCGUGUUCAAUUCCUUCUCUCUCUACUCCCCCAAAUGAAUCCAAUGCCACCUCUACUCCGGCAAUUGCAGUGAUGCCUAAGCCCAUAGACUCAACACCUGUAACUGGGUCGGCCGGGAAUACGACGAAUGGUACUCAAGGCACUCAACAGCAGGGGCAGAGCGGGCUUAGACCAGGAGCGAUAGUGGGCAUCGUUGUAGGGGAUUUGGCGGGAAUAGGGAUACUGUCCAUGAUUUUGUUGUACGUUUACCAAUUGAAGAAGAAAAGGAAAGUGAGCGUCACAGGGGCCGGAGAGAAGAAGGCGUUUGAAGAGGAAGGAAACGACGACCCGUCCUCAUCGACGGAUACAAAAGGGCUGGCUUGGUCAUGUUUAAGAAAGAAAGGCACUAGUGAAGAAGACACGUCGGAAACAACGGGCAGUGAGGAAGACGAAGAGGAACAAGUGAGCUACGAUGAGCAACAGAAGCAUCAACAGAAAGGUGGGACUCUUGUGACGGUAGACGGAGAAACGGAGCUGGAACUGGAGACUCUGCUGAAAGCUUCGGCUUAUAUACUGGGAGCGACAGGGUCGAGCAUUGUGUACAAGGCAGUACUGGAAGAUGGAACGACGCUGGCGGUGCGGAGGAUCGGAGAUAGCGGCCUUGAGAAGUUCAAGGACUUCGAGAAUCAGAUCAGGCAGAUCGCCAAGCUCCGACACCCUAACCUGGUUCGCAUCAGAGGGUUCUUCUGGGGUUCCGACGAGAAGCUCAUCAUCUACGACUACGUCCCUAACGGCAGCCUCGCCAACGCCUGUUCCAGGAAACCGGGUUCGUCACCGUAUCAGUUACCGUGGGAAAUGAGGCUUAAGAUAGCAAGAGGAGUGGGAAGAGGGCUGGUGUAUCUCCACGACAAGAAACACGUCCACGGGAAUCUGAAGCCCAGUAACAUUCUCUUGGGUGCUGAUAUGGAGCCCAUAAUCGUGGAUUUCGGGUUGGAGAGGCUGGUGUGGUUAGGAGACAACAGCUACAAAUCAGGUGGGUCGGCCAGGCAAUUCGGGUUCGGGAGCAAGAGGUCCAUGAUGUCCAGAGACAGCUUACAAGAGCAGCAACAGCAACUGUCAACGGGGGCUAGCCCCAGUACCAGCUCCCUGGGCGGCGCCUCCAUAUACCUGGCGCCCGAGUCCCUAAAGAACCUAAAGCCCAACCCCAAGUGGGACGUCUACUCCUUCGGUGUAAUCUUACUUGAGUUGCUCACUGGGAAGAUGCUCUCGGAAAGAGAAUUGGUUCAGUGGAAUACCAGGUCAUCUGCGGCUGUUGAAGACAAUAACCGGGUGCUCCGGAUGGCUGAUGUGGGUAUUCGAGCCGACGUGGAAGACAAGGCGGAAGCUCUGCUGGCAUGUUUUAAGCUAGGGUUUGCUUGUACGUCCAUGCUACCUCAAAAGAGACCCUCCAUGAAGGAAGCGCUCCAAGUGCUCGACAAAAUGCCUUCCUCCUCACAUCAUUAUUAAUUAAG
Messenger RNA from Telopea speciosissima, 2432 nucleotides. Its product is annotated as probable LRR receptor-like serine/threonine-protein kinase At4g37250. The record is from RefSeq and is a predicted model, not a curated record. The transcript is spliced from 2 exons. NCBI's taxonomy places the organism in Eukaryota, Viridiplantae, Streptophyta, Magnoliopsida, Proteales, Proteaceae. Bases 79 to 2427 code for a protein of 782 amino acids. Gene Ontology annotation, molecular function: ATP binding; receptor serine/threonine kinase binding; protein kinase activity. Gene Ontology annotation, biological process: protein phosphorylation.